GGUUGGAAUAGCGCCAGCCCUACCACCACCACUAUCCCCACUCCCCCCGAAAUCCAACCCAAAGCUUCUUCAUUCCACCGCUCAUGUUUUCCCCAUCACUCUCAACUUCCCUUCCUCCAAAACCUUACCUCUCUCACCCACUCUCCCCCUCACUCCCACUACCCACCAGACUCCACCAACCACCGUUCCCUCACUCUCGCCCUCCGUUUCCUCCUUCCAUUCGCUGCGGCAUUAGGGAACUCCGAGAAAGAAUCGACAUCGUUAAGAACACUCACAAGAUCACUGAAGCAAUGAAGCUCGUCGCGGCCGCCAGGGUCCGACGGGCCCAAGAAGCUGUCCUAAACGGCAGACCCUUCGCCGAAACGCUCGUUGAAGUCUUGCACGACAUCAACUGCCGUCUCCGAGACGACGACGUCAUCGUCCCCCUAACGGACGUCAGGCCCGUCAACUCCGUCGCCCUCGUUGUCGUCACCGGAGACCGCGGCCUCUGUGGCGGUUUCAAUAACACCGUCUUGAAGAAAGCCGAAGUUCGGAUCCAACAGCUACACAAGCUUGGCUUGAAUUGCGUUGUGAUUAGCGUUGGGAAGAAGGGGAACGCGUUUUUCAGCCGCAAGGGAAGUGUUAGGGUUGAUAGGUUCGUUGAAUGUGGGAGCUUCCCCACUGUGAAAGAAGCUCAAAUCAUUGCUGAUGAUGUGUAUUCACUGUUUGUUACAGAGGAGGUUGACAAGGUUGAGAUUGUUUACACCAAGUUUGUGUCAUUGGUGAAGUUUGAUCCUGUGAUUCAAACUCUGUUGCCGUUAACGGCUAAAGGCGAGGUUCGCGAUGUGAAUGGAAACUGCAUUGAUGCCAUUGAUGACGAAUACUUUAGGUUGACUACAAAGGAAGGGAAGUUGGCAGUGGAGAGGGAUGUUGCUGUCAGGGAAUUUGCUACGCCGCCAAUUAUGGAGUUCGAGCAAGAUCCGGCUCAGAUUCUUGAUGCUAUGUUGCCUCUGUAUUUGAACAGCCAGAUCUUGAGGGGUUUGCAGGAAUCACUAGCGAGUGAGCUUGCUGCUAGGAUGGCUGCAAUGUCUAAUGCAACCGAUAAUGCUAUCGAAUUGAAGAAGAAUCUUUCGGUUGCUUAUAAUCGUGAACGGCAGGCAAAGAUCACAGGGGAGAUAUUGGAGAUUGUGGCCGGAGCUGAGGCACUAAUACCAGUUGAUUGACAAGUUGCAACUUUUCUUGUCAUAAAUUUUGCCUUGAAAUAACAAAAUCUGUUAAUUGUUAUAUAGAACAUGGGAUUAUGAAGUUUGCCAACAUUGUUAACUGCAAGUAGAACUAGAUUAAGGAAUGAGAACUAUAGUGGCUAAUUUUGACCUGUAAUACUUUUAUGUGUUGUUGUAUCAAAGUGAAAAUAUAUUUAUGCUUUCCUUGAUAUUUCGUACUUAUUCAGAUUGCUUAUGUUUUGCUAGUUUUCUAACCAAAUGUAUGAGUUCACUUCAGAAAAUUUGGCGAGUCUCAACGUUUUAAACUGUACCAAGUUUGGCAGAUAAUAAAGUUUUGGCAGGAAGUGAUUGGGCUGAGAUUGUAAAAUUACUUGAUGACAGGUUUAGGAUCAGGGUCUACUUGAAUUCAAAAUUUCUUGGUCUAGAAAUGGCUAGAAGUCAACAGGGUAUUGCAAUGUAUCGAUGCAAGUAUACUUUGCACUUGCUUGAUGAGUUCGGGCUGACGAAUGCCAAAUCGGCCACCACCCCAAUGGAUUACACCACACUAAGUCUCCAAGAAUUUAGGAACCCCUUUGGAUGAUGUCACACCCUAUUGGAGGUUGAUUGGGCGUCUAAUUUAUUUAGCCAAUACCAAUAAAUGUCAUGAUAUAUGCUUCACCGUGAAUAAGCUUAGUCAAUUUCUUGGUUAUGCCACUGCUAAGCACUUCCAAGCUGCGCUCCUUGUUCUUCGCUACCUCAAGGUCAAGGGUGCUCCAGCUAAGGGAGUGCUCUUUUCCACCUCUGAUGAAUUCACGCUUACUACUGUUUCUGACUUAUACUAGAGUGCUUGCCUUGGUACUCGCCGUUUUGUAUAUAUCUGGAUUCUGUUUCUUUCUUGGGAGAUCAUUGAUGUUUUGUAUAUAUCUGGAUUCUGUUUCUUUCUUGGGAGAUCAUUGAUAUUUUGGCGCAGCAAGAAGCAGCACACAAUAGCACGUUCCUCAGCUGAAGUUGAGGACAAAGCAAUGGCACUUGUCAGUUGUAACAACCAAUCGGCUCUUCACAUUGUAGCUAAUCCAGUUUUUCAUGAUGUUUACUAAAUAUAUAGAGAUGGAUUGUCACAUUGUCUAAGAUAAAGUACAAGAAAGAGUAGUGAGCUCCCAGUAUCUUCGGCAAAUCAGGUGCUGAUAUCCUCACCAAGUCACUACCACCUAAUACAUUCUUAUCAUGUAAAAGCAACCCAGGGCUGACCAAUUUUCAUGCCUUCCAGCUUGAGGGGGGAUGUAAUUGAAGAUGUAAAUUAGUAGUAAGGAUAUUGUAUUAGUAUUUAGUAAUAAGUUGAACCAGCAUAUUAAAUUUGCUGACAUUAGCAAUUAGUCAGAAAAUGUGAUAUUCAUCACUCAAA
Molecule: messenger RNA, 2583 nt
Organism: Arachis ipaensis
Lineage: Eukaryota; Viridiplantae; Streptophyta; Magnoliopsida; Fabales; Fabaceae
Source: RefSeq, a predicted model, not a curated record